Molecule: messenger RNA, 2830 nt
Organism: Equus caballus (horse)
Lineage: Eukaryota; Metazoa; Chordata; Mammalia; Perissodactyla; Equidae
Source: RefSeq, a predicted model, not a curated record
CGAAGCGCGCCGGAAAUGUGGGGUUCGCCGCGCGCCGCUAAAGCUGAGGGAAGGAAGUUGGCCUCCGGGCGGCCUGGGCUGUGUGGGCAAGGCCGCGGGCGGCAUCGGGGGCUGCUUCGACCACCUGAGGGCGGCACGAUGGGCGACGAGAUGGAUGCCAUGAUCCCCGAGCGGGAGAUGAAGGAUUUUCAGUUUAGAGCUCUCAAGAAGGUGAGAAUCUUUGACUCUCCUGAGGAGUUGCCCAAGGAACGCUCGAGUCUACUUGCCGUGUCCAACAAAUACGGUCUGGUCUUCGCUGGUGGAGCCAGUGGGUUGCAGAUUUUUCCUACUAAAAAUCUCCUUAUUCAAAAUAAACCUGGAGACGAUCCCAAUAAGAUAGUUGAUAAAGUUCAAAGCUUGCUAGUGCCUAUGAAAUUCCCGAUACAUCACCUGGCCCUGAGCUGUGAUAACCUCACCCUCUCCGUGUGUAUGAUGUCCAGUGAAUAUGGUUCCAUUAUCGCUUUUUUUGAUGUUCGCACAUUCUCCAAUGAGGCUAAACAGCAGAAACGCCCAUUUGCCUAUCAUAAGCUUUUGAAAGAUGCAGGAGGCAUGGUAAUCGAUAUGAAGUGGAACCCCACUGUUCCCUCUAUGGUGGCAGUUUGUCUGGCCGAUGGCAGCAUCGCUGUCCUGCAAGUCACAGAAACAGUGAAAGUGUGUGCGACUCUUCCUUCCACAGUGGCAGUAACGUCUGUGUGCUGGAGCCCCAAGGGAAAGCAGCUGGCUGUGGGAAAGCAGAAUGGAACUGUGGUCCAGUAUCUUCCUACUUUACAGGAAAAAAAAGUCAUUCCUUGUCCUCCGUUUUAUGAAUCAGAUCAUCCCGUCCGAGUUCUGGAUGUGCUGUGGAUUGGUACAUAUGUCUUCACGAUAGUGUAUGCCGCUGCAGAUGGGACCUUGGAGACUUCUCCAGACGUGGUGAUGGCUUUACUUCCGAAAAAAGAAGACAAGCACCCAGAGGUGUUCGUGAACUUCAUGGAGCCCUGCUACGGCAGCUGCGCGGAGAGGCAGCACCAUUACUACCUCAGCUAUGUUGAAGAGUGGGAUUUAGUGCUGGCAGCCUCGGCGGCUUCAACAGAAGUUAGUAUCCUUGCUCGACAAAGUGACCAGAUUAAUUGGGAAUCUUGGCUCCUGGAGGAUUCUAGUCGAGCUGAACUGCCUGUGACAGACAAGAGUGAUGAUUCCUUGCCCAUGGGAGUUGCCAUAGAUUACACUAACCAAGUGGAAAUCACCAUCAAUGAUGACAAGACUCUUCCUCCUGCUCCAGUUCUUAUGUUGCUUUCAACAGAUGGUGUGCUUUGUCCAUUUUAUAUGAUCAAUCAAAAUCCUGGGGUUAGGUCCCUCAUGAAGACACCAGAGCGGCUGUCCUUGGAAGGAGAGCGACAACCCAAGUCAUCAGGAAGUACUCCUUCUACCCCAACCUCCUCUCAGGCCCCGCAGAAGCUCGAUGCUUCAGCAGCUGCAGCUCCUGUCUCUGUUGCACCUUCAUCGCUGGCUGCUCCCACCUCCACCUUCUCUUUGCCUUCUGCUGUUGGAGCCCCUGCCGUGUUCUCCUUUGGUUCUUCGUCCUUGAAAUCAUCUGGCUCCGUCACUGGGGAGCCCCCUCCAUAUUCCAGUGGCUCUGACAAUUCCAAAGCAGCCCUGGGCUCUGGUGCAUCCAUCUUCUCUUUUGCUCCUCCUUCUCAAGCCUCCCUAGCCCCGACCCCUGCAGCCUCUCCCUUGGCAUCAUCAGCUGCGUCAUUCUCCUUUGGAUCAUCGAGUUUUAAGCCUACCCUGGAAAGCACGCCACUGCCAAAUGUGUCAGCUCCAAACAUAGGCAUGAAGCCCUCCUUCCCACCACCGCCCUCUACAGUCAAGGUCAACCUUAGCGAAAAGUUUACUGCUGUGGCCACCUCCGCUCCCGUUAAUAGCUCGCAGAGCACACCAUCCAUGGUGCCCUUCUCCUCUGCCUCCAAGCCGGCUCCUUCUGGACCUCCUGGCCACCCUGCACCUCCCUCAGCAUCGUCCACUUCCAUGUCGUCAAAGUCGUCAGUCUCUCCCUCAGCAGCAGCAGGGCGAUCUGCUCAGGGCAGUCCAAGUCCAGUGCCCUCAACGGUGCAGAAAUCGCCUAGGAUAACCCCCCCAGUGGCCAAGUCGGGCUCUCCCCAGGCAAAAUCACUUCAGCCUCCUGUCACAGAAAAGCAGGGACAUCAAUGGAAAGAGUCUGAUCCUGUGAUGGCUGGCAUUGGGGAGGAGAUCGCUCACUUUCAGAAGGAGUUGGAAGAGUUGAAAGCCCGAACUUCCAAAGCCUGUUUCCAAGUGGGCACGUCCGAGGAGAUGAAGAUGCUGCGGACAGAAGCAGAUGACUUGCACACCUUUCUCUUAGAGAUUAAAGAGACCACAGAGUCUCUUCAUGGAGAUAUCAGUACCCUGAAAACAACUUUACUUGAGGGUUUUGCUGGUGUUGAAGAAGCCAGAGAACAAAAUGAGAGAAAUCGUGACUCUGGAUAUCUACAUCUGCUCUAUAAGAGACCGCUGGAUCCCAAGAGUGAAGCUCAGCUCCAGGUAGGAGAGUCCAGCCGAAGUGUGCUGUUUCAAGCAAACUCCUAUAGCAACCACUCUCCUUUUUGAAGUAUGGGUUUGGAUGACUGCCCUUAUGAAGUUGUUAAUUUCUUGUGAAUAAUUUACUAUGACCCAUAGACUUCCUUAACUAUAACAUAGACAAUGGCACGUUUCUACUUAGUGAUUUUUGGAUUAAACAAAAAACAGAAUUCUUUUUCUUCCCCUAAAUUAUAUUUAGCUUUUUUUACCCUCCCUA